AUGGUUGUAGAGCUUCCAUUGGAAAAACAAGAGAAAGUAAAAUCUAAAAUUGAUAAUUUCAGAGUCAUGAAACAAUGUAAAAUAAGAGACUUUGCUUCUUUUGUUGGAACCUUGGUCUCGUGUUGUAUAACUUUAAAGUACGGGAGAGUCUACAUGAGAGCCUUCGAACGAGAACGAUUCUUGGCGCUUGAACGUAACAAUGAUGAUUUUGAGGCUAUCAUGAGAUUAUCGUCUGAAUUGGAGGAGGAUUUUGAUUGGUGGAGUAAACAUAUAAGUCAGGCAAAGAAUCAUAUAAGGAGAUUCGACCCAGCAGUUGAAAUCUUUUCGCAUGCGUCCUCUUCAGGCUGGGGAGCAUAUUGUAACGAACAUAGAGUCAAUGGUUACUGGAAUGAGGAGGAACGAGAUCAGCAUAUUAAUUAUCUGGAAUUAUUGGUCGCGUGGUUCGGUUUAAAAUGCUUCGCUAAAGAGUUAAGAGAUUGUGAUGUCUUAUUGAGAAUAGACAACACCACAGCCAUAGCUUAUAUUAACAAAAAAGGGGGUGUUAGAUUUCCAAAAUUAGCAAAAAUUGCAAAGAAAAUCUGGCAGUGGUGCGAAAAUAAAAAUUUAUGGAUAUUCGCUAGCUACAUAGCCUCUAAAGAUAACGUUGAGGCAGAUUUUGAGUCUCGAAGACUAGAGCCCGAGACAGAAUUUGCGUUAGCACAAUCAGCUUUCCGUCAAAUAGUCUCAAAGUUUGGAAAUCCAGAAAUUGAUAUUUUCGCUACUAGAACGAACACGAAAUCUAAGCAAUACAUCUCAUGGAAAAAGGAUCCUGGGUCAAUCGUAAUUGACGCCUUUACUGGAACCUCAUCCCCUUUGGUCGAGGAUUACCCUGGUUGCAGGAAUUAUAUCAGGAGAGCACUCCAAUUGAACGAGACACCGACAGAAUCUACAGAUAUUAUUAUAGCGUCACUUAGUGAAUCAUCGCUGAAGCAAUACAAUACUGGAUUGAAGAAGUGGUGGAGAUUCUGCGGCGUCAAUCAGUCUGACCCUUAUCAGAUUACAGUGCCCAUGGUCUUGAGGUUUUUGACCAUACAAUAUAAAAAUGGUGCUUCAUACGGAACCUUAAAUUGUUUCCGAUCUGCUAUCGGGAAGAUUCAAGGGUCCAGUCUUGCAGAUGACUCCAGAAUCAAAGGUUUUUUCAAAGGUGUAGCUAAGUUGAAGCCUCCUAGGGCCAAAUACGAUUGUACCUGGGAUCCGAAGAUAGUCUUAGAGUAUCUAGGUAAACUAAACUCAAAUGAUGAUCUUACACUUGAUGAAUUGUCAAAAAAGUUAGUCACCUUGCUGGCUCUGGUCACAAGCCAUCGUAUGCAAACGUUGACCUUGAUAGAUAUAAGGAAUAUUAUGCAAAAUGAGGAUAAAUACGAAAUUAAGAUCUCAGAAAAUAUAAAGAUUUCGAAACCCGGGAAAGUUCAACCAAACCUGAUAAUACCGGUUUUUGAAAGUAACUCGUCAAUAUGUCCAGCGAUUGCAUUGACUACUUAUUUGAAAAGAACUAAAGCUCUUCGAGGUGGAAAGAAUAAACUCUUUGUUGCAAUAAAGAAGCCUCACAAAGCGGUAGGAAGUCAAACUCUAAGUCGAUGGAUAAAAUCUGUCUUAAAUAAUAGCGGGUUAGAUACUUCUAAGUUCAGUGCUUAUAGCACAAGGCAUGCAUCAACGUCUGCUACUGAGCGCAGUGGCAUCAAUGUAGAUUUAAUUCUUAAAGCCGCCGGAUGGACUAAAAAAUCUAAGUCUUUUGCCAGGUUUUAUAACCGUCCAGUUAUUCCAGACAAUAAGUCAUAUGCGUUGGCAAUUUUGAACCAAAGUUAA
Messenger RNA from Temnothorax curvispinosus, 1845 nucleotides. RefSeq lists its product as uncharacterized. Gene Ontology annotation, molecular function: DNA binding. Gene Ontology annotation, biological process: DNA recombination; DNA integration. The record is from RefSeq and is a predicted model, not a curated record. Lineage: Eukaryota; Metazoa; Arthropoda; Insecta; Hymenoptera; Formicidae. The coding region runs from base 1 to 1845 and encodes 614 amino acids. The transcript is spliced from 2 exons.